Molecule: messenger RNA, 903 nt
Organism: Metarhizium robertsii ARSEF 23
Lineage: Eukaryota; Fungi; Ascomycota; Sordariomycetes; Hypocreales; Clavicipitaceae
Product: alpha/beta fold family hydrolase
Exons: 2
Coding region: 1-903 (300 amino acids)
Source: RefSeq, a predicted model, not a curated record
AUGCCCGCAGCCAUAAAAACCGGCAGCAUCCCAAAUAUAGCCUGGGAGACUGCUGCUGAUGUCUAUUUCCCGCCCGAAUUCGACGAGAAAAAGAAGUACCCGGCUGUUGUGUCCGCUCACCCCAUCGGCUCCUGCAAGGAACAAACCUCAGGCAAUGUCUACAGCAAAGCCCUAGCGGAAGCUGGCUUUAUUGCCGUUGCCUUUGACGCCUCCUUCCAAGGCGCAUCAGGCGGCGAGCCGCGUUUCAUGGAGAAUCCAGAAUUCCGCGUAUCCGACUUCCGCUUCGUCCGCAUUGGCGUGCUGGGUAUUUGCGGCGGCGGCGGCUACGCUCUCAACGCCACCAUGACCGACUACCGCUUCAGAUGCUGUGUGGCCGUCACACCCGUCAACUUCGGCCGCCUCUCCCGGGAGGGAUUCGCCAACUUUGACCCUGUUGCCUCGCUUGAGAAGAUGGCAGAGCAGCGCACUCUCGAGGCCCAAGGCGCCAGCCGCAACGUCAUCAACCUACUGCCGCCCACACUCGAGGGCGCCAAGAAACUGACCACGGAUGUCGACGUAGUCGAGGCGACCGAAUACUACAAGACGAGCCGUGGAAUGGCACCCCAUGGCGCUACGAGCGGUCUCUUGUCGUUUAAUAGCGCGGCUCUCGCGUGGGAUGCCUUUAACCACGCUGAAGUGCUCAUGUCGCGGCCAUUCAUGGCUAUUAUCGGAGAUGUACCAGGUAGCUUCGGCGCCUAUCGCGAUGCGCAUGAGAUAUAUGGCCGUGCGGGGUCCAGGGACAAGCAUAUCGUCGUCCUCCCUGGCAUCUCGCACUACAUGCUUUAUGACAAGCCUGAGGCCGUGAAGCCUGCGUUGGAAAAUGCCCUGCCUUUUCUUAAGAAGCACCUAGGCGAAGCUGUGUAG